GAAAUAGUUCAAUCGACGGUGAGAACUCUUAAUGAACUGUUCUUGAAUAUCGAAUAGACCGAAUCAUUGAAUUCUUUUACAACAAGGCAUUCAUUGCAAUCGAAAUAUUCUAUUAUUGUUUCGUUCGAUUUGUUUGUUCACCAAAUCUCAGGCUAACGACAAGGAAAGUAAUUUACAUUGCAAUCUAAUGUGAAAAGUAUUUUAUUUAGUGUAUUUGCAAAGUGAUUAUGGAUCACCAUUGGUCUGAAUAAAUGGCAAUACAUAUAAAUAUUCCGGUCGAUUUCAACGCGUUUACCAGUCUAGUUCGUCACAGCCAUGCAUUCGUCCGAAGUGGAAGUGCGUUACUUAUACGUUAACAAGGACUGCGGCUCAGUGGCGGGCGUGUGGCCAUAUGCGAACAAACAACGAAAAUGGAUUUGCCGCACAGCGAUGAUCUUCAUCGCUAUAACGUCUUUAAUUACACAAAUAGCAAAAGUGAUAAUUGACCUAAGUGUCGAUAGCUUAAUCGAGCAGUGCCCGUUCUUAGUAAUCGCUUUGGGCAUAAUCAUAAAGGAAACCAAUUACAUCAUACACGAGGAAGAGUUAAAAUCAGUGUUCGGAUUCCUGUUUAAAGAUUGGAUGAUGGACAGACCGAAAGAUGAAUUUGACAUAAUGGAUAAGUAUGCCAAGAGGGGACUGUUCUUCUCUCGACUAUAUGUUGCGAACGGAUGCUUUUGCUACAUAAUAUUCACGCUCGUGGCCGUCACACCUCGCAUCCUAGACAUCGUCUCACCGAGAAAUGAGUCGCGUGGCGUGGGGUUCAUCUAUCCGGCUUACUACGCCCUCGACGAAGAGGAACACUACUAUAUUAUAUUAGCACAUAUGCUUAGCGUAAUAACUGUUACAUUUUUCGUGUACAUCUCAUGCGACUCGAUUUACAUGACUAUCAUUCAACAUGCCUGUGGACUGUUGAACGUGACUGGGUAUCGUUUCUUGUCCGCGGUUCAAGAUACCGAUAAAAAUGGGAACAUGAAAGUGGCAGACGAAGAAUAUCAGAAAGUGUGCUUUUCUGUGAAAGCGCAUCAACAUGCGAUGGAAUACAUUGGCAUGAUCGAACGCAUGCAUGACUCGUAUCUCUUUCUGGUUGUGACGCUGAUCAUUCUAUCGUUCAGCAUCACGCUGGUAAAGGCGACAACGAUGGAACCUAGCGUAGAGUUCUACAAGUAUUGCGGUUUCCUGGUGGUACAGCUCGUCCACCUACUUUUCCUUUCGAUUCAAGGGUACUUCAUUAUUAUGGCACACGACAAUGUUUACAAUAAUAUAUAUAAUGGUUUAUGGUACCUCAGCACGGCUAAAACGCAAGCAUUGUACGCGUUAGCAUUAAGAAGAAACUUGACUCCACCUUUGUUGACCGCCGGUGGAAUCAUGACGUUGGACUUAGAAAGCUUCUCUGAGAUACUGAAAGCGUCGGUUUCGUAUUGUACCGUAUUAAAAUCGUCGUAAACGGUAGCCCACCGAUAAGUACAAUACGUAAGAUUGUAAACUUAUGGAAUUAUAUUUCUAACAUUGUCUAAUUAAGCUGCACCGAUAAUUAUAUCCGGACAUGAUCGAAUAGAAGUAAUUGUGAUAGAAUUUAAUGUAUGUAACUUUAUAAAUUAAUAAAAUAGAAAAGUAGACAUUCGUACUUUCACCAUUUUCUUUUUUCUUUGGAGAGUUACACAGAAAUCUCAACUCGUAGUAAAAUAGCACGACUAAUACUUCCCAUUGCACCCAGCACUUCUACAUCAUUUUCUUAAACUCUACACUCGUCUGUUAAUACUUUACUCGGAAAUCAAAAUUAUUGAAAUAUAUAUGGAAAUGAAAAUGAGACGAAUGCAACUAGAGAAAGCUCUCACCACGAAACUCUUCCGAUUGUAUUCAAAGAUAUCACUUAUCUAGGAAAAGUGAAGUAACGAGAAUUCAUUAAAAUUAUAUAAUGUCAAAGCUGGCAUCUCGCAGUUAA
Ceratina calcarata is the source of this 1981-nucleotide messenger RNA. RefSeq lists its product as uncharacterized. Lineage: Eukaryota; Metazoa; Arthropoda; Insecta; Hymenoptera; Apidae. Gene Ontology annotation, biological process: sensory perception of smell; detection of chemical stimulus involved in sensory perception of smell. The transcript has 10 exons. The record is from RefSeq and is a predicted model, not a curated record. The coding region runs from base 316 to 1482 and encodes 388 amino acids. Gene Ontology annotation, molecular function: olfactory receptor activity; odorant binding. Gene Ontology annotation, cellular component: plasma membrane.